This is a messenger RNA of Meyerozyma guilliermondii ATCC 6260, 1509 nucleotides long. RefSeq lists its product as uncharacterized. Gene Ontology annotation, biological process: RNA polymerase I preinitiation complex assembly; nucleolar large rRNA transcription by RNA polymerase I. Gene Ontology annotation, molecular function: RNA polymerase I core promoter sequence-specific DNA binding. Gene Ontology annotation, cellular component: RNA polymerase I core factor complex; RNA polymerase transcription factor SL1 complex. The transcript has a single exon. The record is from RefSeq and is a predicted model, not a curated record. The coding region runs from base 1 to 1509 and encodes 502 amino acids. Lineage: Eukaryota; Fungi; Ascomycota; Pichiomycetes; Serinales; Debaryomycetaceae.
AUGGCUGAUGUAAGCCAUCUCCAUCUCCGCGGUGGUUUUGAUGUAAUCGCGAUCACUAUCUCUAUGUCACAGAAAUGGAUUCGUGGACCCAUUUGUGGCGUCGACAACUGCAGAUCGCAACUAUAUAGGUCUAGCGAUGGGCUCAAGGUGUGCCAAUAUGGCCACGUUAUGGAAGGAAAUAUCGAGAUCAACGAUGAUCAAGAUGAAAAUUAUGUCGCUACUAGACGCUUAAACAUUAAUUUGACAGGAUUAGGAGGUGAGUUUGCCAGUCUGAGUAAUGCAGCAGCAAUGCAGUCGCGAGGCAUCACGAAAAAUAAGGAUUCGAAAAAAUUGUAUGGAGUACAUGCGAAAAAAUUGUACCUUCGAUGUUUCCAAUUAUCACUUCAACACAAAAUAAAGGCAAUAGUAACUGAAACCUGCCCCCAGCAGCAGCAGAAAGAAUUUGAGCACUCGUUGGUUGCAAUUGUCAAAGUAUACUGGGCUCGAAUCCUCAUCGAUUAUAUGCCACAUAUCAAUGGUAAUGAUCGCAAAGCUCCAUCGGCCAUCGAUGCCCUUGCCAUAAUAUACUUGGCAAUUCUUCGACUAAAUCACAUCCUGGUCUAUCUCGUUGACUUGAUUCCCAAGAUCAAUGAUAAUACAAUUCCAUAUAUGAGGUCGCUACAUUUGCUUCCAAAAGAAAUGGUAGUAGCCCUUCCGUCAUAUUAUCACAAAUCCAUUCAGCCACCAUUCCCUGUAACGAUUAGCGAGUUAUUGCGUUCAAUUCGAACAAUUGCAUCUAAAGUUGGCCAAGAAGAAUUGACUAUUCCAAAGUCGUAUUACUAUUCACUUGUGUUUCUGAUCAUGAGGGAUUCGUUGCUUCUUCCAAAUACUCCAACUCUUUUCUGCCUUUGCAUUGAUAUUGCCAAAUCAAUAGAUUUCGGUAAAAUCAACCCAGUCGCCAAAACUCCCGACUUAUAUUUUCCUGAAACUGUUGUGCUAUCUCUUGUUAUUUUGAUCGUUCUGAAUACGUUACGAGACCUGCCAUUCAGCACAGAAAAAUGGCUAUCUGCAUUGGAUGAGCAUGAACAAAAUUCUGAAUUUCCAUUCGCUCAUAAAGACAUUGAAGAUACAGACCUCUUAAAGUGGUCUGACUUUAAAGUUGAAAAGUAUUGUCAAUGGCUCUACAACAAUAUAGUUCCCGCCAAAAACAAAAUUGGAGCUAGUGGAACUUACAGCGACGAGCUUUCCAUAGCCGAUAAACGACUUUUUCAGAUUUUCAGUGACGAUACUGAUACUUCCAACUAUCCAGUUCCAAAACUAGACACACAACAGGAUUCAGAUCCUACAUUGCGAACAGCGACUGAACUAGUACGAGAGGUUGCCAAUUCGGUUCCCAAAAAAUCACCUGGCGUAAUCAAGACUGUUGCACCUCGAUUACUUUUAAAGUUUGCAACCGCACUAGGUUCCGAUGUGACGCUGAUGAAAGAUGUGUAUAACUACACGGUGACUCUUUUGAAAAGAAACAUAUGA